CUCUUGGCUUACAGUACUCCAGCCAAUUAGAAUCGAAGGAGACAAUGUUGCUGCUAAAAUGCUCAGCCAAUCAAGUUUAAAGCGUCCUGUAUAAAAGUGGUGUUUUGGGAGGUGCUGAUCAGUGUGCUCUCAACAGUCACAAUGGCAACAUUUACCGAAAUGGCGCAGAGUAUCCUUCUGGUAGUAGUAGUGCCUACCUUGGCAUACGCUUCAUUUCUUCCCAACGACGCCUUCGAUGAUAGGGGUAACUUCAAUCCUACCAUACCUAACCCAUUGCCUUCAACGCCUCUCGGCCCCUUGCCUUCAUCUCCAGCAGUACUUGCUCCGCAACAAAUACCCAUACAAGAUUUAUUCCCACAAGAACCAGCUAGGAACGUAUUCCUGCAAUAUAGACCACCAGUCCAACUAACUCUACAGCCACAGUUAACCCACAACCAACAAUUCAUCCCUGCACAAGUGGAAUUCCCCCAGCAACAAAUACCUGUACAACAAACUUUUCCACAAUUACCUGUGCAAACAUUCGUAGAAAGACGUACAGAACAGCCUACGCAAAUCGCUUCUAGCCUACAGACUAGUCACAUUCCACCUUCACGAUGCAACCCUAUUGCCAAACCUCUGGUUGACGAAAUUGAAGAUGGUCGGGCAUACCACUUCUCCUGGUGCCACGAUGGUGGACUUACUUACACUUGGAAACAGGCUGUUAACUACUGUGCUGCCCUUGGGAAUGGCUUCCAAGCAAUCAGUAUAGAAAGUGGACGAGAACAGAGCUUCGUAUCGAGGUUUCUACUUGACUACAACGUAGCUACUUGUUGGACUAGCGGCAGCAAGUUUUCUACCUACUGGCAAUGGUUAUCUAGAAUCUCUUCUUCGUACACAAACUGGUCUGUUACUGGCAGACGUGGUCUUCCUCAACCAGACAAUGACGAAGGCAACGAGCAGUGUCUUGCUGUACUGAACAAUCGUUACAACGACGGUGUUACUUGGCAUGAUUCAAAUUGUUUAUCUCCAAGACCAGUUAUUUGCGAGACAGCAGUGUUUUAUAAUUAAACUUUACUCUGUAAUACUAAUUAAUCUAACUUCCUGGCUAUAUUAAAUGAUAAAUCUUC
Molecule: messenger RNA, 1106 nt
Organism: Cherax quadricarinatus
Lineage: Eukaryota; Metazoa; Arthropoda; Malacostraca; Decapoda; Parastacidae
Source: RefSeq, a predicted model, not a curated record